GUACCCUUCUUGUACAAUUCGGUAUCAAACUCAAACCUCAUCCGUUCUAUCAAUUCACUCACAGAAACAGAACCAAUAACCAAAGCAGCAAAAAAAAAAAAAGGUUCAUCUUUUCCAUCUCUUUUCUCUCCUUUCUUACUUACAUCAAAAAACCCAACAAGGAUAACAUCAACGACUGAUAAAGAAAACAGUAGGCAAAAACAAUGGUGAUGUUGGCAAAACCAGCAAUUGAACAGUUCUCUUAUAUCAGAAACAGCAGGCCAACCGCAUUGUUCCCUCAAAUCCCUGUUGUAGACCUCUCAAAACCCGACUCCAAACACCAGAUAAUCAAAGCCUGUGAAGAAUUUGGAUUCUUCAGAGUGAUCAACCAUGGAGUUCCAAUGGAUUUCAUGUCCAGGCUGGAAUCUGAAGCCACCAAGUUCUUCUCUUUACCACUUUGUGAGAAAGAGAAAACAGGGCAACCUAAGCCUUAUGGCUACGGUAAUAAAAGGAUUGGACCGAACGGUGAUGUUGGUUGGGUUGAAUACCUUCUCCUGACAACCAAUCACGACCCCAACCUCCUAAGAUUCCUUUCAGGUGAAAACCCGGAAAGCUUCAGGUUUGCUUUGAAUAAUUACAUGUCAGCAGUGAAGAAAAUGGCGUGUGAGAUACUUGAAAUGAUAGCUGAUGGGCUAAAGAUUCAGCCCAGGAAUGUGUUCAGUAAGCUGCUGAUGGAUGAACAGAGUGACUCUGUUUUCAGGCUUAACCAUUAUCCUCCAUGCCCUGAUGUCCAAUCUUUGAAUGGUAGCAAUGUGAUUGGAUUUGGAGAACACACUGACCCACAAAUCAUUUCAGUGCUAAGAUCCAACAACACUUCUGGCCUUCAAAUCUCUCUUAGAGAUGGGAGUUGGAUUUCAGUGCCACCUGACCAAUACUCAUUUUUCAUCAAUGUUGGUGACUCCUUACAGGUAAUGACCAAUGGAAGGUUUAAAAGUGUGAAGCAUAGGGUAAUGGCCAACGGUGUGAAAUCCAGGCUUUCAAUGAUAUAUUUUGGGGGACCACCUUUGAGUGAGAAGAUAGCUCCAUUGCCAUCUCUGAUGGGGGGAGAGCAAAGCUUGUACAAAGAGUUUACAUGGUUUGAGUACAAAAAAUCUGUUUACAAUUCAAAGUUGGCAGAUAACAGGCUCAUGCACUUUGAAAGGAUAGCAGCCUCAUAAUGUAUAAUGAAGUCACAAUCUUUUAAUCUUCUCUUCUAGGCCAACAAUCAUUAUGUUUUUUUUUUUUUACUAUACUUGAAGAAAAAAGAAAAUAGGAUUAGAGAGAGAGAGAGAGCUUGGUAUCAAAUUCUCCCAUAGUUGGCAAGAAACUGUGUAAUCUUUGCUCUUUUCCUUUUUGACUUUCUUCCUUGUUUCUCCCCAGUGUAACUAUCCUCCUCUUUGUUAAUAGUACAAAUUGUGAUUCCCAUCA
Theobroma umbraticum is the source of this 1446-nucleotide messenger RNA. RefSeq names its product gibberellin 2-beta-dioxygenase (gene ATGA2OX1). NCBI's taxonomy places the organism in Eukaryota, Viridiplantae, Streptophyta, Magnoliopsida, Malvales, Malvaceae. The record is from RefSeq and is a predicted model, not a curated record.